CAGAAAGUCUCCUAAAACACUAGAAAAAGUCGCUAGAUUCUUCGCUAGUAGCUUUUGUCACCAAGAGGGUUUGGAAAGUCGCUAGAUUUAGCGAGUGUUUGCUUUCAACUUCUGGUAAAGCAGCAAAGAGUACCUGACAGCAAAGGAAAGACAUACAAUCAUGACUUACAGAAGUAAGUCAAUCUACAAGCUGUCCCUGGUUGCUGUUAUCUGCUUCAUCAAAGCCAGCAGCAGCAGCUGUCCAGUGUUGGAGUGCUGGUUUGUGCAGGAGAAAGCGGGUCGAGGAGGAGGUUUAGCUGCAGCUACAAGCCAGGAAAAAUCUCUGCUUCACAUCAGAACAGACGCCUACAGCCACUCUGCAGAGUCCCAACAGGCUCCAUCUGACAUCAACCCCGACAGAGUUUACUUUAUUACCGACCCAGCUGCCACUCUCUGCCACCGCUCUCUGAACCCUCCAAGAGGCUCUGUCAACAAGCCCCAUUGUGAGAUCAACCCCUUCUUGCCGCAGCCCUCCACCCUCAAAUGGGUUGCUCCACUCACGGACUCCGCCUUAAGCCCCAUAUACCUGCAAGCUGAUUGGUUUUCAACUUCCAUUCAGGGCCUCAACAAACAGCUGGCCAUUUCCACUAUCACGCGUGCUCCAACAGCAGCCCAAGAGCCCAAUGUGAUCCUCAGUGUGACCAGUAAAACCGUCUCAGUGCAGUCCAGACUCGGGGAACCAGUGCUACUGGAUUGUGGCUUCUGGGCCUACCCCCCUUCACCUCUAUCCGGGUCGGGGUUUGCCGUAGAGUGGCGCUACCAAUUCAGAGGCGACGGACGUUUGGUUCUGGCCUACGACGGGAAAACGGACCGCUUGGCUGAUACACAAGAGGAAGGGGCCACACUGGACUUCGAGGGUUUGCACAGGAAAGGAAAUGCGUCUCUGAUCCUGCAGGAGGCUAAAGUGCGCCACUCCGGGAUGUAUAUUUGUACGGUGUAUCUGCCGUACCUUGUGGCUCAGGUGGCGGUGGAGCUUGAGGUUGUAGAACCUCCAUCCCUCUCCAUUUACCCGUCCGCUCUGCCCCUCGCUGUUCACGGCCAGACUUUGACUGUCCAGUGUGAGGCGUCUGGCUUUGCCCCCCUCUCCCUGGAACUGAGCUGGGAGUUUAAAGGCACCGAUGGGAAGUCCAGGCCUCUGGGAUCAGGCAGCGUAACAGGCCACAGGCAGGCCUGGGAUGGAACCUAUAGCCAGAGCACCCGGCUGGAGCUUGACACAACGAAGCUGGACCUGGGCAGAGGAGGGGAGGUCACCUGUGUGGCUGUCCAUCUUGGAGGAACACGACGGGCCAGCGUAACCCUCAAUGUCAUUGGUAAUGUGGAAUACUUUUGUUGUUUUAGACAUUUAUGAAGCUCUUUUGGCGACAAUGGUUUUGAUCUUUUUAUUCCAUAACAAGACAGAGGCCAGAUAAGGAUUUUUCUGCACAUUGCCAAGAUAUUAAUGGGUGAAUUAGCAGAGGCAGAUAUAUAAAUGUAAAACUGAUAGUGUGAUGUAAGUCCAUUGUUUGGGAUUUUGGUUAUAAUGAUAUACAUUUCAAGUCAUCAUUUAUGACUUUGACAGAUGCUGUAAAGUGACUGGUGCUCACUGAGCUAGAUUACGGUAAUUUUAUGCUGUGGGCCAGUAAAAAACCAUAGACCAUAAAUAUGAACGUAGUCUCCACGUCUUCAUUUAUUGGUUUCUGAAGAGCUGUUGUGAAGCUCAAAGUGAGUGGCUUCAGCCAUCGCCAUCUUCGCCGUGAUAACACGGCCUAACUCCCGGCUAAUCCAAAAUUAGGUAAAGAGGUGGAUCGUUGAUGGAGAUGAGGCGGUGACGCAGCAGACAGCUAGCGGAUAGCCACCUGUGAUGGUACACACCUGUGGCUCAAAGCUGCCACGCCCUUAAUUAUGCAUAACUUUAAGGCUUUAUAUAAUUCAAACAGGUGCGUUAUAUAAAAAUGAACACCGUUUUUGUACCAGGUUGUAAACAUGUUUAUUUCUGGUGUAAAGUUGGGCAUUUUAACAUGGGGGUCUAUUGGGAUCGACUCCCUUUUGGGGCCAGCCUCAAGUUGCCGUUUUUGGCACUUCAGCAUAGCAGCUUGGUAAAAACAUACUCAUGAAUGGCAAAGCUUAUCCUCUUUAAAAAUAACAUUUCAAUGGAGAUAAGAUUAUUUUAACACACCUAAUAUAUAUGAUGGCUCUGGUGGAAUAUGUCACUCUUAAAGGUUGAUUGUUGAAGGUUAAAUGAAUUAUUUUCAUUAAGCUUGAUAACAACGAUACAAGUCAUUUAAAUGGGAAUCAAUUAAGACUUGAAUUCUGUUCUUUUGUCUUCUCAGGUUUCAGUACUCCCUCCAUUGAGGACUCAAUGGCAAUGGUCGGUGUAGCGCUGGUGCUUUACGGUCUUAUCAAGUUUGUGUCUUGGACCUUCACCAGCUCAGGCUCAGAUGAGGCUGGUCCACAAGAGAAGAAAGACAAGUAAAGAAGAAUGACGUACACUGCUGUUGAAGAUUGAUACUGAACCAACAAACCUGUCUUUUGAUAUCUUGGAUGGGCUUUCAAGAGUGAAUAUCUUCCUGUUCAAGCAGACAUAGUGAUAAAUCUGUAGAAUCUUUUACUUUUAGAGGUUGUUUUUUCCCCACAGAUCCAGAGAGAAACUUGCCUGCUCUCACUGUUUUUCUCAAAUAGUAAUAAUACUUUCUGUUCUGCUGGGAUAUCAGCGAGAACUUUCUGAAAGGGGCUUUUGCUCAGUCUAAACAUGUUUGUUGUGAUAUUUAUUUGACUUUAAAGUGAUAUAGCUGUUCUAUCAUGUUGGCCUCCCACCAUUUACAUACUUUACAUACAUCUAGCCAUGAACACUAGAAAAGGACCAGAAACCUAGAAGAAUUUUAAAUGUGUUGAAAUAUCAGCUUCAAUUUGGAGAUGUUAAUGCUUCCUCUAUGUUUCUAAGGCAAAAAUACUUUUAUCUUUGAGGUAAUAAUGACGUGUGUGUGUGUGUGUGUUUUAAGAAAACGAAAUAUCCAAAAACAUCUUUUGUAAAGGAUCCAGGACGGUAAAAUCAAUAUUAGACUAAACUGUCCAAACCCACGAACUGAAUCCUGUUUUUGUAUAUACAGAAAAUCUAAUGUAUGUAUAUUCUGACGUUUAUGUGUGUUUGUGCGUCAUGGUAAUACUUUCAUCACGUGUUGGUAUAAAUGAUGCUCUAACAGCCUGGGCUAAUGUUAUUGUGAAGGAAAUGGUACACACAAAGCACAUGUGUCUAUUAAAUGGAAACUUCUACAUUUGUUUUAAAAAUUCUAAUUUGAGUUCAUUUAAAGUGAAAUAAAUACAUUUCAUAAAACAUGCUGCCCCCAGUUUAAUGCUUUAUGUCAUGUCUGUUAAGCUCCUGGAUGCCUACAUUUCCCUAAUUAAUGAAUAAAGUAUCUAUGUAUCUAUGCC
This is a messenger RNA of Cottoperca gobio, 3447 nucleotides long. Its product is annotated as tapasin-like. The coding region runs from base 161 to 1387 and encodes 408 amino acids. Lineage: Eukaryota; Metazoa; Chordata; Actinopteri; Perciformes; Bovichtidae. The record is from RefSeq and is a predicted model, not a curated record. The transcript has 8 exons.